This is a messenger RNA of Anguilla anguilla (European eel), 4656 nucleotides long. It is a transcript of the gene tacc1, whose product is annotated as transforming, acidic coiled-coil containing protein 1. The transcript is spliced from 13 exons. The coding region runs from base 441 to 2459 and encodes 672 amino acids. Lineage: Eukaryota; Metazoa; Chordata; Actinopteri; Anguilliformes; Anguillidae. Gene Ontology annotation, cellular component: cytoplasm. Gene Ontology annotation, biological process: cerebral cortex development; mitotic spindle organization; cell population proliferation. The record is from RefSeq and is a predicted model, not a curated record.
AGAGUCAGCUAGCUAUCUGGCAGCCAGCUGAUCAGUGCUGUGGCAUUCAGAGAGAGGAGAGGAGAAGGAGCAGAGUGAGCGUACGCAGCGUCGCAGUUUUGAAAAGGGGAAGCAGAGAAAAUAACAAAAGUCAGCGCGAGGUUUUAAUCCAGGAAGGGAAGUAGCUGAGCACAAUGACAGGGGCAGGGUGGAGGAAGUGAAGACUGAGCCAGAGCUGCCUGGGCUUCUGGCCCCCGCCAUAAAACCCACAUCCGUGCGCCUCGCUCACGGAGUCGGUACGAGAGAGAGAGAGAGAGAGAGAGAGAGCAGAACACAAGGUGUUUUUUGAAUCAGCUGUCGGGAGCCUGCCGCAAAGUCUCUCUUCCCUCUCCAUCUUUUGGAUUUUUUUUUUCGCGAACCCCAGACGAGGCGGGGGAUAGGUUCCCGCUCCGGGGCCCGAGAUGUCGUACAGCCCGUGGUCCAUGCUUUCGCCCGUUCAGUGGGCCAAGUGGACCUGGUCGGCGGUUCGAGGCGGAGGGGAGGAGGAGCAGGAGGAAGAGGAGGGCGGCCGGUUGAAGGAUGAGGAAGAGCUCUCUCAGGAGGAGGAGAAGUCCGGGGGCUGCAGCUCGGACUCGGAGGGGAACUUCGAGACGCCCGAGGCUGAGACCCCUGUCCACGGGCCGCUGAAGAGCAUCGGAGAGCUGGACAACCGCACGGGCAGCAGCGCAGAUUUACUCGAGGAUGACAAGCAUCUGAUCUACAAUGCAGCAGGUCUGCACGGCUCUCUCCUGGAUAAGAACUCCAACCAGAAUGAGGUCCCCUUGACCGUCCACGUCCGGGAGGAGGAGCGGGGGGUGUCCGGCCCGCGGGACGCCGUGGACGCUCUGAACAACCUGACGGGCGCGGCCCAGAUGCUGGCGGGCCUGACGAUCUCCGGGGACCUGCAGGCGGAUCCGAAUCAGAACCUGAACCUGCGGGCAGAGCUCAAAAAGGCCAGGCCCCCGUCUCUCAAGAUGAAAGGGCCUCUGAACGGGCCUGACCCGGGCGAGGUAGACGAUGGGUUCGACCCGGACCAGUACAAUGACAACGUCAACCCGUUCACCGGUGGAGGUUCCAGGCUGCAGGACUCGGCACCGCCAGCAGAGGUCACCGAGGGCACAGCUCGAGACGCCCAGCCAAUCAGGAUGGAGUUUGGCCUGGCAGGUGAUUCUGAAACCGGGGAGGUGAAGAAAGCUUCGCCCAAGAAGCAGGGGAAGAAGGCUGGUGGCAGACACUCCCACAAGAAAGCCACGCCCAAACUGGCAGAACCCGACACAGCCGACCUUGGAAGCUCCCCGGUCCUUUCCAAGGGCUCCUACAGCUUUGACCCCGAUGCUUAUGAUGACUCUGUGGACCCCUUUAAGCCCUCUAAGAUCUUAGCUGGGGAGGACUCGCUGAAGACUGCUCCCUCUGUAGACACUCUGGGAGAAGGGCCACUCAGGCUAAUCACGAAUGCGUGCAAAGUGAAGAAAUAUGAAAAUCAGUCUCUGGUUCUGGACGUCUGUGGUCAGGACGAUGAAGCUGUGGAGCCCCCGGUCCCGGACAUCGCUCACCGCCAGGCCCACGCCACCGACGAGGAGAAGCUGGCCUCCACCGUUACCGGGCAGAAAGCGGGCAAAGCCGAGCAGGAGGACGAGCCCUCCGACUGCGGCGGCAAGGCGCUGGACGGAGAGGGGAAAGAAGUGAAGAUCACAGAAAAUCAAGAGGAGAAGGAUCCUUGCUUUCCAUACGAAGACCCUUCAAAAGCCAAGAGCGCAAAGCUGACAGGAAGUGAGAGCCACGACAAAGGAAGUCCAGUUCUAGACACCAUCUGCAUCAGCGAGGCGGACAAAGCAGCAGUUCUCACGCUGAUUAGAGAAGAGAUCAUAACGAAAGAAAUAGAGGUGAACGACUGGAAAAAUAAGUACACAGACAGCAGACAGGAGGUCAUGGAAAUGAGGAAGAUCGUGGCAGAAUAUGAGAAGACGAUUGCACAGAUGAUUGAGGACGAGCAGCGCACCACCAUGAGCUCCCAGAAGGGCGUGCAGCAGCUGACCGCGGAGAAGGAGCAGGCUCUGGCCGACCUCAACUCCGUCGAACGCUCCCUCUCCGACCUGUUCCGGCGCUACGAGAACAUGAAGACCGUCCUGGAGGGGUUCAAGAAGAAUGAAGAGGUGCUGAAGAAGUGUGCGCAGGAGUACCUGGCCAGGGUGAAGCAGGAAGAGCAGCGCUACCAGACCCUCAAGAUCCACGCAGAGGAGAAACUGGACAAGGCCAAUGAGGAAAUAGCUCAGGUCCGCUCUAAGGCCACCUCGGAGAGCCUUGCUCUCAAUGCCAGCCUGCGGAAGGAGCAAAUGAAAGUGGAGUCUUUAGAGAGAGCUCUCCAGCAGAAGAAUCAGGAGAUUGAAGAACUCACCAAGAUCUGUGAUGAACUGAUUGCUAAGAUGGGCAAAACAGACUAAAAUCUCCCUAGAGACUUAGACCGGAUCCUUCUGUCUACAAUGCCUUCUUUCAGCCCUGCCUAUUUCUCCUCUACUCUGUGCAUGCGACUGCAGAUGCCACCCCAGCGCUACCCAGCGAUUGGCCAGCGCCUCUAGAAUGCCUCGCUACGCCGACAGAUUAGGUAUUGCGUCUACACGGUCCUACUGUUUCCAGCAUGAAGACGCUCACCGCGCUAAUGUGCACUCCUAGAGCCAGGCAGCAGUCCCAGGCUAACAUCCGGCUGGGGAAUACCUAGCAGCUGAGGAUGGAUCAAAACUGCAGUCCAAAUACAUAGAUGUAUGGAGGCUAUUUUUGAACAAGUUUACUGACGUUAAUUGUUCCUUUUUGUUUAAAUGCUUGUGUGGAUAUUGCGCGCACGUAUGCGGUUGUCAAAUUAGUAAUUUGUGGUUAGCAAAAGUAAGGUGCUUUCAUUUGAAUAUGCGCUUUUCGUUCUUCAAAAUCUGUGUCUUUUUGUCGGUUUCGUUUGAAUUUGUUUUUUUUUUUUAAAAUGCGUCCAUGUCAGGUAAAAUUCCUGACAGGAUUUGGAGAGUGGUUUUGGGGCAGAUGUAUUACUUUAGAGCGAGAGUAGAGAGAGGGUGGGGGACAUUUUACACAGGAAAUGAGUCAUAAAUUACCAGCGAAAAGAGCCUCAGAUGCACUUGCUCCCCGACACACAGCGAGGACCUAAUCUUAAGAGGCAGAAAAAGUCUCACCUUCAUUCUUUGUGAAUACAAAGUGUACACAAGAGGACAUUGGUUGCAUUUUAUUUUCCCUUUGUCGACUGACAGCAUUGGAUUGCUUCUGAAUUGGCAAUCCAUUCCUGCAGAUGGGAAUUUAAGCCUUAGGGCUCUGUCACCAUCAGGUUUUUGACUAGGCUUGUCCAUCCUGAAUUAGUUGUAUGCACUAAAGGCUGCACAAGUAUGGUGGGUGACAUUAUGACCUGCAGUUGAACUCAUGAUGAAUUCCCCUCCUUCAAUUGAGCUUUUGCUUCAUCACCAGUAGAUCACAACUAGCAAUGCUGAUGGAUUUUGUUAUACUGGCAGUGCCAUGGUUUCAUUAGAAAAAAGUACACAUGCAUGCACAUGCACAUGAAAAUUAAUACAGCUGCAUUGUAUGUGCUAGCCCAUUUCACUGUGUCAUGCUUUAUCUUUCAUGAAUCGUUUUUCUAGAUAAAUUCUGUGUUCCCUAAGAAAGCUGAGUGACUCUAUACCACAUCAGAUUUAGAAACCCUCAUGACCUCAUGUCCAGUUAUGAAGAAGUGCUUUUGUCAUGCCAAAUUGGCUUCAUGGGUACAAAAUGGAGUACUGUAAUGGAAUGUUGUGAAAAGAAUAUUGACGGAUAUGUUUAAUAAGUUGGAAGACUAUUUGAAAGCAAGAAUAUUUACCUUCAUGUGUAUGUACAAUAAUUCUGUCUCUUUGCAGAUUAUCAUUUAUGUAAUGAUCUUUUUUUUUAGGCACUUAGCCUCCAAAAAAUCAAAUUAAGUGCACCUGUAAAGUCUUUUUUUUGUUUAUUUAAACUAAAAUGUAGAUGAAAUGGUAAGUUGUGAUAAUAAUGAUUUCACCUCCUCAUAAAAACAGGCAGUUUUUUUGUUGUUUCAUUUAGUUCACACUUUUCCCCCAUUUUAAAUGUGGGCCUUAGUGAUUUGAGAGAGGAGAGGCAGCCUGAGAAGUAUGGGGGCCGUCCUGCCGUUGGCCGUUGUUUUUGUAUGUCCAGUCUAGAGUUGUGCUGAGACUGAAGAAGAGCCUUUUACCCUGAGAGGUAAUGUUUCCAUCAACAUCAUAGCAACUGUACCCUAAUCUCUACACACACCCACACAUGGUCAUACACAUAUGCAAACACACAAACACACACACACCCUCAGUCAGCUAUAUUAGCACUCAACUGACGAUAUACAAUGAUUUCCUUGUGCCAAAUGGAGUCAAAUUUUUAGUUUUCUAAUUAAGUUUGAAUUCGAAAAAACUGCCAAUUAUAUUGCCCCAACUAACACAUCUUUUAUUUCUUUUUAGAUUUCAAGUUAUGUUCGAUCACAGCUUUUUGUAUGGAAAUGACAAAUAACCAUUUUCCCCUGUUUCCCUCAUUAAUAUUUGCAAAGUGGAAAAAAAAACUAGUGAAAUGACAACAUUUACUAAUAUAUAUUUUGUCCAAAUCUCAUUGCCUGAAUAAAAAUGACUGUAAUUA